AUGCGCCGCCUGUUCUGCAAAAUCUGUCCCAUGACACCCUUAGCCCGCGAAAUGUGGCAUGGUCGUAGCCUUCCGUCCACUCGACCCCAACACCGACGGCGUGGGUUCGGUGAGGCCCGUCACCCAUCGGCACAACAGAACGAAGACAAUGUCGAGGUGUCGCGGAUAAAAUUUCACACAGUACCGGCGCUGCAGGUGGACAUGCGGGUGGAAUCUAAGAUUGAGUCGUUCUUGAGAUCCCAGCUGCAGGGGGAGGGGUCGUCGCCGUCAUUGUCAACGAAGCUGUUAUCUGUCCCCAGCGUUCGUGUGAUCAAUGUUCCCAGGUCCACCUUGAAGCGCGCCGUGUUGGACUUCCACGUGCGAGGAAGAUCGGUGCGGGCACUAGGGCAAUCGUGUCGCGCCAAAAAGGCUCGGGCGCUCUGUUGCAUGCAUGCAGCAAGGCUUAUUGACCACUUUUCACUGGACGAUGUGGACAGCAGUGCCGCACCUCCGCCUCUGGAGGAGGGCACCGAAUUAAAUGGUCGUAGUAAAUAUAUGAAAGGUGGGAUGAGCGUUCGACGACAGUCUUCCGCCACGCCUCCGCAACCAGAAGAAUAUGGGCGAUGGGAGGAGUAUGUGGACGAGAGCAAACGAUAUAUUGAAAAGCAAGAUGAAAAAAGACGAAAUGAGGCGUUUGAACAGCUGCGUAUCCCUCUUAGUGGGAACCCAUUAGUUGACAGAGCCGCUGUAAUGACAGAACUGGAGCAACAGACCAACCGGUUGGCACUUCAAAAGCUUAACAAUGAACUUCUGGGGGCUAGCAAGGAGGUGAACAUUCUUCGCAUGUCGAAUCAUGUCUUCGUCGCCACACUUAUAUUGGACAGCGCAACAAAUCUUGUUGCUACUGGUGUAGCUGCUAGUUUACAGGAGGCAAAGCAGCGUGUCGCGAUGCAUGCGCUUUAUAUUCUUAAGCUCGUGAGGGAGCAGCGACAGUCUUUUAUUGUGUGUGAAAACACAUCCGCUGCUGUGAGCUGUGGCAGUUGUGCCUCUUCUGGCUCCACGUCGUUGAGCCUCGUUCCACGCUACUCAAAGAUGCUGGAUUUUUUUACACUUCUCUUUGGUGUGGCCCCGAGUCCUACCUUCACGAAGGAGGGAGGCUCCUACAUUUGUCGUAUGCAAUUGGAUGGGGUCAUCUGCACAGGACGGGGCACUGACAGGUUUGAGGCUGAGCGCCAGGCUAUAGAAAACACCUUGGGAGAGAUGGAGUUGUAUGAUGAGCGGCUACAGGGCAUUAACAGCAUCAUUGCGCAGUACCCGAACAUUCAGCCACGGUGUGUGCCGACUGUCAAACUGCCGGAGGCGUUGAGAGAUGAAAUCCAUGCUUUUCUUCAGCGCUGUCAAACAGAACUUCACCUUCAAGAUGAUGCAGCUGCAGCGGGAAGCGAUGUUCACGACGGCACUCCUGGCAAGGUUUCAAUGGACGAUGUUGUAGAGGACGAGACCCGAACAACGAUCAAGGCCCUGGAGAAUGUCACACACGAUGAGGCCUAUGCGAGACGUCUACGCGAACGUUUGUGUGAAGUUAGGGCGAACACGAAAUAUCUUGAGCGGUUUCACCCGCGUCGCUCAAGCCUGGCGAUUGCGUCUGUGGAGCAACGUAUACUGGAGGCGAUGGACCAGCACCGUGUUGUUGUCGUUUGUGGGACGACUGGAUGUGGCAAAACAACCCAGGUUCCGCAGUACAUCCUCGAUAGGGAGAUUAUGGAGGGACGGGGUGACCGUUGUUGUAUCGUCGUGACUCAACCCCGUCGACUGAGUGCGUUUAGUAUUGCGGAUCGCAUUGCAAGUGAGCGCCUGGACGUGGUGGGGAAGGAUGUAGGGUAUGCCGUGCGGUUGGAUGCUCGGCCGGGGCGCCACAUCACGCUCUGCACCACUGGUGUGCUGCUUCAAAUGUUGUCCGGUAUGCCGUCACUAGACGCUGUGAGUCAUCUUGUCAUUGACGAGGUUCAUGAACGUGACAUCAACUGCGAUGUGGCACUGGCGCUUGUCAAGCAACUUCUGCUGCGCGGCCAAAACCCAAAAUUGAAAGUAAUUCUUAUGAGCGCUACGAUGCAGUCUGACAUGUUUGCAUCUUACUUUGGCGAGGUUCCUGUGAUCACCGUCGAGGGUGCGGUGUACCCGGUGAAGGAAUGCUACCUGGACCACGUGGCUCAGAUUUUCCAGCAAUCCCUUAUUCCUGGGUACUACAGCCCCAUGUUUGACUCCCUCAGCAACGUGGCCGCGUCACAACGUCGCACCACGCACCGCGGCAGGGGUGGGAAUCGAGGAAAAAAAUGGCAGCUCACAGUGCCGCUAAAGACAGACUAUACUCUUCUUGCACUUCUCAUUGAACGAAGUGUGUUGGUGGAUCUACACGGGGAUGUUGCAGGUAAAUCUGUACUUGUGUUUCUCCCAGGUUGGAAAGAGCUUUUAGCAGCAAAGCAGGCUCUUGAGGCUUUAAAGGGAGAGCAGCAAUAUCAUAUUAUUCUCUUACACUCCUCUGUAGACGCGCGAAAGCAGCGGGAGUGUUUUUUACCAGCGCCCGAAGGAUAUGUGAAGGUGGUACUCGCCACGAACAUUGCUGAAAGUGGCAUCACUAUUGAUGAUGCGGCGGUGGUGAUUGAUACCGGUCUCAUCAAGCAAACCUCGUGGGUGUCGCGUGUGCGGGAAAAGGAUCAGGAGCAACAUGCCUCUUCGUAUUCCACUCAACUUGCUUUACAGUAUGCAAGCCGUGCUAAUUGUACGCAACGCAAAGGUCGUGCUGGGCGCACGCAAGGCGGGAUUUGUUAUCGUCUCUUCGCGCGAGAGGUAUGGGAUGUGCUGCCUUCCUUUCAAGAGGCGGAAAUUCAUCGUGUCCCGCUCACACAAGUCCUGCUUACACUCUUGUCACUUGGACACACAAAUCCCAAAGAGACGCUUGAAGCGUUUAUUGAGCCGCCCUCAAAGAAAAAUGUUGAUGCCUCAAUGCGGCAACUGCAAAGUUUAGGGGCAGUGACGGCAGAUGAGAAGUUAACGCCGCUUGGGUUGUAUUUGUCGCGGCUGCCAUGUGACCCACGCAUUGGAAAGAUGGUUAUGAUGGGCGCCGUGUUGCGUUGUCUGGAUUCUGCUCUAACGAUGGCGGCAACGGCGGAUAUCAGUCCAUUUGUGUCUUCCCGCGAGGUCUCUUUUGAAGUGCGACAACGACGUCACCUCUUCUCAAUGGGAUCACAGAGCGACCACAUCUCUGUGUUGAAUGCUUACAAUGCCUUCUGUGGUCGCCAAGGAGAUGCUGCCUUUGCCAACGAAAACUAUCUUAACGGAAGUAGCAUGCGGAUUAUCUCCCGCUACAAGCAACAGUACCGUGAUAUCCUGCGUCGUUCAGGGUUUAUACGGGAUGGAGAGUCUAUCUCUAUUGAAACCCUUGACGAUGAUUUCAUCACAUCCAACGAUGGUGCAGCGGCACCGUUGCACGUUGACUCCGGUCCACUGUCACUUGAUGCCGCAGAUGUCACACUCGUUAAGGCCUGCCUCUGUGCAUCGCUCUUUCCUAACGUGGCCGUGCUUGAUCCCACCCCGUUGCUGCAAUCUUGUAAGAGAGUGAAGACGCUGGUGAUGCGUACUGCCACGCAUAGGAACAUAUCACCUUCAAAGGAUAGUGCGUGCCGCUGUCUUGGGCCUCCCCGUGCUAAUGGCGUUUUAACGUCAAAAGAGUUUUUUGCUGCCGAUGCAGGGCGCGGUGAGAAUGAUCCUGUCAUUCCUUCCAAAUUUUACAUGUACCAAGGCAUUUUUUGCGUGAAGGACUCUAAGGAAGAGUUUCUCACGCAAGUCUCUUCAGUCAGUCUGUGGGCACUGCUGCUCUUUGGCGUCGGUGAAGCGGACAUGCGGUUUGACCCUUUUUUGCAACUGUGCGUUGUCGGGGGUUGGAUAGGCAUGCACAUUGACACCAAGUCCUUUUCCACGCUGCAGGCACUCCGUUCCACCCUGCACACCUGUGUCUGGAGAAAGUACCAGAAACCGGAUGACGAGAAGAACAAUGAGGCACUUGAGGUUCUCAGACGCCUCUGCAAGGAGGUGUUAAAGUCACCACCAAAUGACAAAGAGCAGUACAUCAAUCGUCUUGUUGAUACGGGGCGUAUUCUCUCUCCGUCACGGCUUGAGCCACUCUCUACGGACCCCGAUGACGAUGGCAGUGCAUGGGAGUGA
Messenger RNA from Trypanosoma rangeli, 4200 nucleotides. RefSeq names its product ATP-dependent RNA helicase-like protein. Gene Ontology annotation, cellular component: intracellular anatomical structure. Lineage: Eukaryota; Euglenozoa; Kinetoplastea; Trypanosomatida; Trypanosomatidae. Gene Ontology annotation, molecular function: ATP binding; RNA binding. The coding region runs from base 1 to 4200 and encodes 1399 amino acids. The transcript has a single exon. The record is from RefSeq and is a predicted model, not a curated record.